Centropristis striata (black sea bass) is the source of this 2977-nucleotide messenger RNA. Its product is annotated as carcinoembryonic antigen-related cell adhesion molecule 5-like. The record is from RefSeq and is a predicted model, not a curated record. The transcript has 12 exons. The coding region runs from base 112 to 2679 and encodes 855 amino acids. NCBI's taxonomy places the organism in Eukaryota, Metazoa, Chordata, Actinopteri, Perciformes, Serranidae.
CUCUCUCAUGAAAAUGUAGCCUUAGUUUUUGUAAUGCUAGUGAAACUAUAGCAGUGUAAGCAGCACAUCAUCAGCUGCCACUUGUAUUAUUAUUUGAUUGAUUUGUUUUUCAUGUAUGUUAUUUACCAGCUCUCUGAAUUCAUAGCAGAGAGACCAAUUAUGGGUUUUAAAAUAGCAGCAGCUGGAUUUGUUGUCUUCUUUUUCUCUUUAUCAGUGAUACAGGCUCAGAGUUACCAGGGAGUUACCUGCACCUCUACUCAGAUCUGUGCCUUAGCAGGAUCAACAGUGGAAGUACACUGCAGCUACACAUACCCACACACAGUUACAGUUACAGAAACAUUCUGGUUCACUAAAGGGACUGAUAUCGCACCGGUGGAUCUGACAACAGAUGCAGAGUAUGCAGGCCGGGUGCAAUAUCACUGUGUAAACAACAUCUGCACUCUGAGAAUCAGAGACCUGAGAGAGAGCGACUCAGCUGAGUAUAAGUUCACGUUCAUGACAAACCAACCAGGUGGGAGAGUUACUGGCUCACCUGGAGUCACUUUGACUGUCACAGCUCUCCAGGUGCAGGCCAGGGUAUUCAAAGCCUAUCCCCAUGCUGUCCAUGCCGAGCUGUUUUGUGGCAGUACAUGUCAGCUCCCUGGUCCCCCUUCCUACUUCUGGUACAUAACUGGACGGAGUUCGAUUAAAGGACAGACAAAGGAAGGAAGAUCUUAUCAAACUAACUUUUAUUAUAAAGACAGCUUUGCCUGUGCUGUGAGAGGAUUUGAAGACUUUGCAUCUCGUCCAGAGUGUGCCCACAACAGAUACUGCAACAUAGUGUCCUACACCAAGAGAAGCAUCUGUGCCUUUCGGGGCUCAUCCGUGGAUAUUUCCUGCAAUUAUUUUGGCAAUGAAUUAGGCUUAUAUAUGGUAUCCAGGUUCUGGUUCAGCCCUGCACGUAGUCACCAGUGGCAGAAUCCUUCACAGCCUGAGGAUAUUACUAAAGACUCCAAGUAUGCAGGUCGUGUUCAGUUUAGGGUAUCGGGAGCCAUUGCAACAGAACGAGGAGUUGCCACUCUGAAACUGACAGACCUGAGAGAGAGCGACUCUGCCGAGUAUCACUUCAAAUUUACGGCGCAACGAUUCGAAUGGAUCAGCAGUUUACCUGGUACAACUCUGACUGUCACAGCUCUCCAGGUACAGGUGACAAAAGUAUUAGCCCAGCCAUCUUAUAUUGAGGCAGAGCUGAGGUGUCACAGCAGCUGCAGUCCAGCUGGUCGUCUUUCUUAUGUCUGGUUCAGGAACGGAGGGAUUGUCCAAGGAGUUUCGUAUUCAUAUAAAGGCCAGUUUCAUCUUGGAGACAGCAUCUCCUGUGCCUUCAAAGGAUAUGAGAGUUACCCCUCUCCUGCAGUCUAUGCUCCAAAGCUUCCCUCUGUGUCAGUGAGUCCCUCUGCUGAGAUAGUGGAGGGCAGUUCAGUGACUCUGACCUGCAGCAGUGAUGCUAACCCAGCAGCUACUUAUGGCUGGUACAAGAGAAAUGGUAAUCCAAAUGAUGCACCUCUCAGUGAAAAACCACAGCUUGUCUUCAGCUCCAUCCAGUCCUCUGACUCUGGAGAGUAUUACUGUGCAGCUGAGAACGAGCUAGGGAGAAGGAAGUCUGAAUACAUCUCUAUUAGUGUGAAAUAUGCUCCAAGACUUCCCUCUGUGUCAGUGAGUCCCUCUGCUGAGAUAGUGGAGGGCAGUUCAGUGACUCUGACCUGCAGCAGUGAUGCUAACCCAGCAGCUACUUAUAGCUGGUACAAGAAGAAUGUCAAUCUCAAUCAUCUCCGUGUAGGUCCACAGUUUGUCUUCAGCUCCAUCCUGUCCUCUGACUCUGGAGAGUAUUACUGUACAGCUGAGAACAAGCUGGGGAGGAGCACAUCUGAAUCCAUCUCUAUUAAUGUGAAAUAUGCUCCAAGACUUCCCUCUGUGUCAGUGAGUCCCUCUGCUGAGAUAGUGGAGGGCAGUUCAGUGACUCUGACCUGCAGCAGUGAUGCUAACCCAGCAGCUACUUAUAGCUGGUACAAGAAGAAUGGAAACCCACACCUGCCUGUCAAUAAAGAACCACAGCUUGUCUUCAGCUCCAUCCAGUCAACUAACUCUGGAGAGUAUUACUGUACAGCUGAGAACGAGCUGGGGAGGACGACAUCCGAAUUUAUCUCUACUGAUGUGACAUAUGCUCCAAAGACCUGCACUGUGUCAGUGAGUCCCUCUGCUGAGAUAGUGGAGGGCAGUUCAGUGACUCUGACCUGCAGCAGUGAUGCUAACCCAGCAGCUAACAUUACCUGGUACAAGGAGAAUGGAGACUCAGCAAAAGCAUCAGGACAGAUCUUCACCAUCACUGACUUCAGAGCUGAGCACAGUGGGAAUUAUUCCUGUGAAGCCCAGAACAAAUUUGGGCAUAAAAACGCUACCAUUUGUCUCACUCUUGCCACAGGAAAACCUCCAAUAGUAAUUAUUAUCACAAUUGUGGCUCUGCUGGUUCUGGUUCUGAUCCUGAUAGCUGUCCUUCUGUGUCGAUGGAUUAGGAAGAAGAAAACUCUGGACACCACCAGUGAACCAAACGACCCUGUGAAGUUCGACUCUGGUCUUGAGUACCAGAGUGUCAAGACUGCAGCAAAGACUGAAGACAAAGAGGAACAGGAGGACCUGAUGUGACUGCACCGUGUGAAAUGUGCAUUUUUUGAGUUUUUUUACAUUUUGCACACUGUGUUCUUGUAUUUCACUGCAACAUACAAAAUCUAUAUAAAUCUUUAAGUGCUGUAGUUCGAUGGAAUCAGCACAAUCAUGGCUACAAGUGGGAACGACUCAAACAUGUCUUUGUGUAGAAUAACAGUAAUAAUGACAUAAAUCAUUAAAAAAAAAAAAAAAAAAAGUUGAAUUUCUCUGAUAAAUAUUUUUUUAAAUGGAAUAAAAUGGAACUUAUAUACCAACACCUUUCCAAGUGUGCCAUGAA